AGCCGAACAAGAAACCCAGCCUCGACGCACCUCCCCUUGAGGAAAUCGAUAAAGCUUGGUUUUUGCCUUCUUUUCUUGUUCAAGAACCAGAUUUGGAGCUUAGAAUUCUCCCUCCCUAAAGCAAGGAAUUCCAGAUCUGCUCUGCGUCUUCCUCCCUAAUGGCAAUUUGUGUUAAACUCAAGGGGCUUAAAAGGGGAAAGAAAUUGGAUAAGGAUCGGGUGAUUUUUCUUCCUUCUUUCUCUCUUCAGCCGCGUGUUUCUCUUCUUCUUUCCCGUCCCCCUGCAGCCGAACAAGAAACCCAGCCUCGACGCACCUCCCCUUGAGGAAACCGAUAAAGCUUGGUUUUUGCCUUCUUUUCUUGUUCAAGAGCCAGAUUUGGAGCUUAGAAUUCUCCCUCCCUAAAGCAAGGAAUUCCAGAUCUGCUUUGCGUCUUCCUCCCUCUGCCGUCCGCGAGUUGCAGCUUGUGUGAUUUCUAGGCAGAUUUUUUGUUUGUGUGAUUGCCCUCCAGGAUCCCGUCGGCUUCCUCACCAGCCAAGCCCGGUUUCUGCAGCUGGAAAUUCUAGUAUGUUGACAGCCCCUCCAAGCUUGAAAUUUCAUCAAUAAAUUGCUGGCUGUGUUGUCUGAAAGUUUUCAGUAAUUAGGGGAUGAAUUCCGAUAGCUUUAGGACAAAAUUAAGCAUUAAUUCAAGUGGAAUUUAUGUGUUUGAUGUGGAGAUGUUUGGCCAUGUGGAGAUUGAUAGAAAUAGCACCGUGAUUAGGGGUAGUCCUAAUGGUGAUUUUACUUUUGAAUCCGUGGUACUAUAAUUAAUUCUUGGAUAUUUUGAUUAGGUUACUGAUCGUUCUGUCAAUUUAGCACUGAUAUUUAAUCUUCGGUUUAUGCGAGUGAGGUAAGUAAAUUUAUGGUAAUGCUCGUACAGUUUUAAAAGCAUGUUUUGAUUUGUUUUUAAAGUGGUGGCGGGACUAAACUCGUUUUAUACAAAAGUAAGUAUGACUGAUUUGAAGUGAAAUUUUUAUGCUUUUCAUUAAAUUGAGCAUGCCUACUUGAAAUUUAAUUGAUUGUCCUGAUUAUUUGAAAGUGAUUGGUGAAUUAUGAUUUUUCUGCUAACUUCUGUUUGUUUUGUCUCCGAUGUGGUUAUGUUAUUAUUGACUUUGCUAGUGGGGGUUAAACACUAGCACAUGUCAACAUGUUAUUGAUAGAACCGGUUUGUUUGAGUGACUCUGCUAGUGGGGGUUAUACACCAGCAAAUAGUGUAGCCUGCUAGUGGGAGGUUUAAACACUGGCCAUAACCUAUAGAGGAGACGUCUAUUUCGUUCCCGUACUGUAUCCGUUUUUCAUGAUUGCACUUGUUGGCAUGCUGUAAGUUUAAUAAGGGCACUCCAUAUUUUACUUACUGAGUUUAUCUCAUAGUUUGUCCUUGUCCAUCAUUUCAGGAAGCGAAACCGAGGAUGGAGAAACCACGGGAAGUGACAAGUUAGUAGGCUAGCCAUUUCGAGAUUGAUAUAGAUUUUAGAAAUAGAUCAUGAUCUUGUAAGCUAAACUGUAUUUGAAGAUUUUAUGAUAUCAGAGCAGAUUUAUAAUUUUAUCU
Messenger RNA from Rubroshorea leprosula, 1585 nucleotides. Lineage: Eukaryota; Viridiplantae; Streptophyta; Magnoliopsida; Malvales; Dipterocarpaceae. The record is from the annotation of a GenBank genome assembly.